This is a messenger RNA of Talaromyces proteolyticus, 1688 nucleotides long. RefSeq names its product MFS sugar transporter-like protein. Gene Ontology annotation, biological process: carbohydrate transport; transmembrane transport. Lineage: Eukaryota; Fungi; Ascomycota; Eurotiomycetes; Eurotiales; Trichocomaceae. The coding region runs from base 99 to 1688 and encodes 529 amino acids. The record is from RefSeq and is a predicted model, not a curated record. Gene Ontology annotation, molecular function: carbohydrate:proton symporter activity. The transcript has a single exon. Gene Ontology annotation, cellular component: membrane.
GACUAUUUCGUGCUUAGAGGGCGUAUCUUUAACGCAGGGAUAAUUAUUCAUCUGACUCCUUCCCGAUAUUUCGCCAUUGCUAUCUUCUCCGGUACACCAUGGCCAUAUCUAGCCAUGACAAGGAAGCCAAAACUACUGAUCAUGUGGAGGCUCUCACUUUUGAACUCGAUGCCAUCGACACCUUGCGUGGCGUUGCUGCGCUAAAGGUAGCGGAACGCCUAGAACCUGUGCAAAAACUGAGCAAAGGUAUGGUGCAGCUUUAUGUUAUCUGCGGCUUUAUGUUCCUCGGGGCGAGUCUUGGGGGGUACGACGCAAGCCUCAUGGGCAAUCUAAUGGCCAUGCCCUUCUUCCAAGCUGAAUUUGAUGCCCAAAUUCUCGGCGCAAAAACAGGGCUUAUCUCCAGUAUGUACUCAAUCGGCGCUGUGAGUGCAUUGCCUUUCGUCGGACCCUGUGGAGACACCUGGGGCCGUCGUCCAGGUAUUGCUCUCGGUUGUGUCAUUGUUAUCAUAGGCACCGUUAUUCAAGGCACAUCUCACCACCUCCCUCAGUAUCUUGCCGGCCGUUUCUUCUUAGGCUUCGGUGGGACCGUCGCCUCGGUAGUUCCAGCUUACAUAGUCGAGAUCGCUCAUCCAACAUAUCGUGGGGUCAUAGGCGGUCUGUAUAAUUGCUGUUACUAUGUCGGUUCGGUGCUCGCUGCUAUUGUGCUUCGUGGUUGCGUCGGUUAUCAGUCUAACCAGUCAUGGCUCAUCCCGACCUGGUUCCAAAUGGCUCUGCCCUCUAUCCUCCUAAUAUCCAUUUUUUUCUUUCCUGAAUCUCCACGAUGGCAGUUUUCCCAUGGGCAGGUUGAAAAGUGUCGUGCCUCUCUCAUCAAAUAUCAUGGUAACGGUGACUCUGAGAGUUUGUAUGUCAAGUUACAACUGCGCGAGUUUGCAGAGGAGCUAGAGUUGAAUGGUGCCGAUAAACGGUGGUGGGAUUACCGUACUCUGUUUAAUUCCCGGGCCUCCCUUUAUCGAGUUAUCCUUUGCGCCGUCUCCGUGCCGGCAUUCAGCCAGUGGACCGGUCAAGCAGGCGUAUCUUAUUUCCUCCCUGCUAUGCUUAGCACCAUGGGAGUCACUUCCACACUUGUAGUUCUUGACAUCAACUUGGGACUCGCAGUCGCUUCAGGUAUUGCAGCUUGUAUCGGCGCCAGUUGUAUGGACUUUUUUGGGCGACGGAAGACGCUCAUCACAUGUUGUCUGGUUCUUGUUGUAAUGUGGGCUGGCAUGCUUGCAUGCACAGGUACGUUCAAUGCCAGCGGCAGCGAUUCAUCUGCCCGAGCAUCGAUCGCUUUCAUAUUCCUGGUGGGAAUUUCCUUCUCAUUUGGUUAUACUCCUCUUCAGCAGCUCUAUGCUGUUGAGGUUCUGAGAUACGAACAGCGCGCCAAGGGCAUAGCGUUUGCUGCCAUGAUGAUGAGUGGUGCUUCUCUGGUUAACCUGUUCGCUACACCAAUAGCGCUCGAAAAGAUUGCAUGGAAGACCUACUAUGUUUGGCUAGCUGCAUGCGCUGCCCAAGCAAUAUACUAUUACUUCUUCAUGGUGGAGACAAAGGGUCAUACUCUUGAAGAGAUGAACUAUAUAUUCAACCAGAAGAAUCCAAAGAAGGCUUCUCUGGAGUAUAAAGACAAUAUUAUCGAGGGCACCAAAGGGUAG